This is a messenger RNA of Pelobates fuscus (common spadefoot toad), 1347 nucleotides long. RefSeq lists its product as uncharacterized. The record is from RefSeq and is a predicted model, not a curated record. The coding region runs from base 102 to 1241 and encodes 379 amino acids. Gene Ontology annotation, molecular function: protein binding. Lineage: Eukaryota; Metazoa; Chordata; Amphibia; Anura; Pelobatidae. The transcript is spliced from 11 exons.
CGUGUUUCCGGUCGGUUGCUAGGAGACACUGGGACGCUGCUGGUUACCGAGUCCGACACCUUCUCCAGGGAACCAUAUUCUAGAAGAAACAUUGGCAGAAGAUGUCUGGGUUGCUGGUGGAAUCGCAAUGGAAGGGUAUACCGCGCAGAGUGUCCACUUUUAUCUCCUUCCCAGAAGAAAUUGGAGAUUCCCAGGAACCCCCUCCUCAGCCAAGCACCGAGGGGAACCUGCAAAUUCACAAAGUCAUUGAAUGUGGGAAGGAGAUGUUGAGCUGCCAGUUUAACCCGUCUGGGGUCAUGCUAGCUGUUGGACUAAUCAAUGGCUUAAUACAGGUAUACUCAGUGUCUGAUGGGACCUGCGUGCACACUUUGCAGGAUGAUCAGUCGGUCACAGCUGUCACUGCCCUUCGAUUUCUACCCCACCGUCAUAUGUCUCAGGGAGACCUGCUACUCGCCUCAUAUGCUGGGGGCCAUGUGAAAUUCUGGCACAUACCCACUCAGAGCUGCGUCCGUACCCUCUCUGAGGACAGACAGACACUCACAAUUGCCAUCAAUCCAUCUGGCAGCCACUUCCUUACGGCAGGCUCCAGUGACGAUAUCCUUGUGUAUGACACAGAGUCUAUGACAUGCGUGAACAUCUGCCAACCAAGUUCCUCUCUGUCCGUUAUGGACGGACACCGAUCUCGUAUCUUCGGCUUGAGCUUUAACCCAAACAGUGAAGAAGAGUUCAUAUCUGGAGGUUGGGAUGACACUAUACAGUUUUGGAACAUCCACCAACAACAUUCACUGCGAAAAAUCUGCGGCCCUCAUGUUUGUGGGGACUCUCUGCAUAUUGAUCCAGUAACCAAUCAGAUCCUAAUCGGAUCCUGGCGGAAAGCGGAAAAUCUACAGAUUUGGGAUUAUGCCACUGGACAGAAAAUUAGCACCGUGCCUGAUGAUUACAGGGGUCCCUGCAGGGUAUACAGCUGUCGUUGGCUUGGCUCUGAUCACAUGAUUGCAGCCGGAAGUGACAUCAACAUGUGCCGAAUUAUUGAUUGCAAUUCUUUUUUGACUCGAGGCCGUUUGAUUGACCUACCAAGCGGGAUUUACAGCAUGGAUGUCUUUUCCUUCAGUCCCACAGUCUCCCCACUUAUAGCGGUGACCUCUGGUCAGAGCAUCUUCCUGCUGCGCUCAACGCUAAGAGUUAACGCCACUAGCACUGAUUCCUUUUUUAGUUAUUCGUCAGAGGAGAAUCCCAUAUAGAGGAAGCAUCCAGGACUGGAGCAAGAUCUGCAUCGAAUAGCCAUUAUUUAUUGCCCUGGUAAAUGUAUCUCCAUGUGGUUUGAAACCAAUAAAGGACUUUACAAAC